This is a messenger RNA of Aplysia californica (California sea hare), 4446 nucleotides long. RefSeq names its product lon protease homolog, mitochondrial. The record is from RefSeq and is a predicted model, not a curated record. Gene Ontology annotation, biological process: chaperone-mediated protein complex assembly; protein catabolic process; mitochondrion organization. Lineage: Eukaryota; Metazoa; Mollusca; Gastropoda; Aplysiida; Aplysiidae. Gene Ontology annotation, cellular component: mitochondrial matrix. Gene Ontology annotation, molecular function: ATP-dependent peptidase activity; ATP binding; single-stranded DNA binding.
AAUUGCUGUGUCAGAUUUGAAUUUCGUUUCGAGAAUAGAUAGGGAUACUUAUUUUCGAUUAGCAAAAUGGCCGCUCUGUUGCGAAAAUCUGUCCCCAGUUAUACAAAAUCAAAACACUGCAUCAUGAGCUCUAAUUUUCAUCGAUGUUUCCAAUAUUUUACUUCUUCUUACUCAUUCUACCCAAAACUGAGAUGUGGCAGUCAUCAUAUAUUUUCUCAAACGUCAGUUUCCAGCAGGCCUAUGUCAAUGCUGAGUGUCGGGCGAGCGUUGCAUCAGCUUGAAAGUCUACCGGCUUCAAGUUCAAGGAAAACAUUGCACACUUUAACUCGACAAAAAGGCAACAGUGGGACCGGAUCGUUCCCUUCACUUUUCCACAAAUGCAGAUAUUCAUUGAAGCCAUUUUCAUCUCCAGUCUACAGAAACCAAGCGUGUGCAAAUGCACUCUUACAGAGAUGUGGAUGUUUAGUGAACAAGUCCCCCUGUCUGCCCCAACAGAAGAUAACCCAUGUUCAAUCAGGGGGUAGAAUCUCAGUAUCAGGCAUUCGAUCAAUUUCCACAUCUGCAUUUUGUCUAAGCAGUCAAAAAAAUGAUGGUGAAGGAGAUGACAAUGCAGCAAAGAGUGAUUCUUCAUACCCUCCUACGGCAGAAGAUGCGGAGGAAAUUGUCAGCAAUUUUAAUCCUAUAGGUGCUUUGACGACAACGUCUGUUCCAGAGUUUUUGCCCGUCGUCCCCGUAAUUGCCAUCAGCAGAAAUCCUGUCUUUCCAAGAUUUGUCAAGAUGAUCGAGGUUACCCAUCCAGCUCUGAUGGAAGUUAUCAGACGAAAAGUCAAACUGAAUAUGCCAUAUGCAGGAGUCUUUCUCAAGAAAGAAGAAAGUAAUGAGUCUGAUGUUGUAGAUCGACUGGAUGAUGUUUAUGAAGUUGGGACAUUUGUUCACAUCACAGAAAUGCAUGAUCUCGGGGACAGAUUGCGCAUGAUUGUCAUGGCACAUAGAAGGAUCAAAAUAACUGAUUUAGCAGUAGAAGAGGACUCCCCUCUGCUCUCAAGUACAGCCCCUGAUAAAGCAAAGCGACGGAGCCGGCGCAGAAAUGACAAGAAGGAGGCUGACGAAAAACCCCCAGAAGAGGCUGGUGCAGCAGCAGCGAGCGAGCAGCCUGACCCUCCGCCACCGUCGACUUUCUCCAUUGGGAACAUUUUCGGCGCUGUCCAGGAAGUUUCUGCGGCCGAAGGGGCGUCGCCGGCUCCUUCGUCUCCUCACGUACUGCUGGUGAAGACGGAGAAUAUUGUACACGAACCGUUUGAGAACAAUGAUGAAAUUAAGGGAAAACCUGGCACAGAUCAUCCAAGCUGGCCAGAGAGUGAUCGACAAUCCAGUUUAUAUCAGCGAUCUUGGUGCUGCACUUACAGCUGGUGAGCCUCAUGAGCUGCAGGAAGUGCUGGAAGAGAUCAACAUCUCGAAAAGGCUGAUGCUGGCUCUGUCUCUCUUGAAGAAAGAGUUUGAGCUUAGCAAACUGCAGCAACGCAUCGGGAAAGAGGUGGAGGAGAAGGUGAAGAAACAGCACAGGGAAUACAUUCUCAAAGAGCAGCUCAAAAUUAUCAAGAAAGAGCUGGGCCUUGAGAAGGACGACAAAGACGCCAUUGAAGAAAAGUUUCGAUCCAGACUCCAGGACCUUGUGGUGCCCCAGCAUGUUAUGGAGGUGAUUGACGAAGAGCUGGGGAAACUUUCCUUCUUGGACAACCAUUCCUCCGAGUUCAAUGUGACUCGCAACUACUUAGACUGGCUGACCGGGCUGCCGUGGGGGAAGUACAGCGAUGAGACUCUGGUGCUAGACAGAGCUCAGACCAUACUGGACGAAGACCAUUACGGCAUGGAGGACGUCAAGAAGAGAAUUCUGGAGUUCAUUGCUGUCAGUCAACUGAAGGGACACACCCAGGGCAAGAUACUGUGCUUCUAUGGGCCUCCUGGAGUGGGAAAAACUAGCAUUGCCAAGUCCAUAGCAAGAGCUCUCAACAGGAAAUAUUUCAGAUUCAGUGUUGGUGGAAUGACUGAUGUGGCAGAAAUCAAAGGACAUAGACGUACGUAUGUCGGUGCUAUGCCUGGGAAGAUGAUUCAGUGCUUGAAGAAGACCAAGACAGAGAAUCCACUGGUGCUGAUAGAUGAAGUGGACAAGAUGGGCAGAGGUUACCAGGGCGACCCGUCCUCUGCCUUGUUGGAGCUUCUUGACCCGGAGCAGAAUCACAACUUCUUGGACCAUUACCUUGAUGUGACUGUUGACCUCAGCAAGGUUCUCUUUAUCUGCACGGCCAAUGUGCUCGACACUAUUCCUGAGCCUCUCAGGGACAGAAUGGAGAUGAUUGACGUGUCCGGCUAUGUCGCGGAGGAGAAGCUGAACAUUGCCAAGCAAUACCUUGUUCCUCAAGCUCUAGAGCACUCAGGUGUUUCCAAGGAUGCCAUGAAAAUCACCGACGAAGCAAUGAACACGCUGAUCAAGGCCUACUGUAGGGAGAGUGGUGUGCGCAACCUACAGAAACAUAUUGAGAAGAUCUACCGCAAGGCUGCUCUGAAGAUAGUGAAAGAUUCAGUGAGUGACAUCAAUAUAGACCUGGACAACCUUCAGGAAUUUGUUGGAAAGCCUAUUUUUACUCACGACAGAAUGUAUGACCAGACGCCACCUGGAGUUGUCACUGGUCUAGCCUGGACGUCCAUGGGUGGCUCCACUCUGUUCAUCGAGACGGCCAUCAAGAAAAAACUGGACCCAUCAAGCUCGGACAACGGCUCCCUGGAGCUCACAGGCAACCUGGGCACUGUGAUGAAGGAGAGCGCACAGCUGGCCUACACCUUUGCCAAAGCGUUUUCUACACGGAAGUUUCCGGACGACUUGUUCAUGCAGAAAGCCCAGCUGCACUUGCAUGUUCCUGAGGGAGCCACUCCAAAGGACGGGCCUAGUGCUGGGUGCACCAUUACCACAGCACUACUCUCCCUGAUGUUGGAUAAACCCGUGCGUCAAAACCUGGCCAUGACAGGAGAAGUGUCGCUGACGGGGAAGGUGCUUCCUGUCGGAGGAAUCAAAGAGAAGACAAUCGCUGCUAAGCGUGUAGGUGUGGAUUGCAUCAUCCUGCCGGAGGGCAACAGGAAGGACUACUCCGAUCUCCCGCCUUUCAUCACCGACGGCCUUGAGGUCCACUUUGUGGAGACUUACGACCAAGUGUUUCAGCUGGCUUUCCCUGACUCCUAGUGUGGAUGGUGGCUUCAUCGUCUUCAUCAUCAUCAUCAUCAUCACAUGACUCGUAUCAUCCGGAGUAUUGGUUUCUGUGUUGUUCUGGUCUCGCGGGAACCUUCAGAACAACUCCGUUCAGUUGUCGUUUUUUUAUAACCCUAUGUGUAAUUUAUUUCCUCCUGGAGCAGGGGCAGUCGAUCUUGCGAAUCAAGGAGAUCAUAAUACUUAUGGGCAUUUGGGCUAUCCUGGAAGUCUCAGAUCGCAUUUAUGGGCAUUUGAGCUAUCGUGGAAGUCUCAGAUGGUAUUUAUGGGCAUUUGAGCUAUCAUGGAAGUCUCAGAUGGUAUUUAUGGGCAUUUGAGCUAUCAUGGAAGUCUCAGAUGGUAUUUAUGGGCAUUUGAGCUAUCAUGGAAGUCUCAGAUCGCAUUUAUGGGCAUUUGAGCUAUCAUGGAAGUCUCAGAUCGCAUUUACGGGCAUUUGAGCUAUCAUGGAAGUCUCACUGAUAUUCACCAGGUUUCAUUGUGGGAGAAGAGCAUUUUUCCUCUUAUGCUGUGUUUAUUUGGUCAAUAUUGGCAAGUAGAUUGUCUCCAAAUUUGUUUUUUCUCUCGUGUUCAACAGUGACAUGCAACAGUCUAGCACACACGUAGCAAACAAGCACAUAGCAAAAAUGCGUUCUUAUGUAUAGCCUGAGAUUCAUACAUAGCAAAAUUUGCUCAUAAUGAAAAUAUUUCCACAUCCAGCUGUUUUUGUUAAGUGAGUUCUAGACUGUAUCAUGUUACAGCUAAUACUGCUGGGCAUUUGUUUGUGAUACUGGCCAAGUGUUGGAUCAAGGGUGGAGUCGUAGAUACAGGGGUAUUUUUUACUGCUUGGGUUACGCGUGUCUGAUGACACUCAAAGACACAUGUCUGUCUGAUAACUCUCAAAGACACAUGCCUGUCUGAUAACUCUCAAAGACACAUGCCUGUCUGAUAACUCUCAAAGACACAUGCCUCUGAGGAUGUGUUGCUUUGCACUGAUAUGAGCACUGCUCUUUCUCCUUUAGCAUAAGAAUGGUUUCUACGGCUAGUAUUUAACUGCCAAAAUUAACGAAUAAACACUGUAUUUUCUCAUAUUGUCUAGCUAGUUUUGUUCUUCAAAGUAAACCAAUGUUUCAUUAUUAACUCGUUCCUGCAUUUAUUCUGUUUUCUCAUAUUUGUAAAAAUAAAAAAUAACAAGUGCAGUCCUAAUCAGA